AUGGUGAGAUUGCGUUCAAUGGAAUGCAACUCAGCCGACAAGGAUUCAGUGGUGCUCAAAUGCGCCAAGGAUUCGAUGCAACUCAAGCUCGAACUCUGCAGGUCAAAUGUCUUUCAUGAUGCUAUCAAGGGAAAGGAUGAGAAUGGCAAUGAUGUCUAUCUUAUUCCAUGUCCUGCUGGUACGACAAAUGUCAAACUUCAAGCUGACUGGCACUACGCUAGUAAAAAUGAAGACUUGCCAGAUCUUGCUACUGAAGCAGAUCGAGCUGAGAAAGAGCUCGAUGUGCACACUAGUAACGUGGGCAGCAGAGUUCUCGAUGAAGAAGGUUUUCUAGGAAGAUUUCCGCCUCCAGUCUAUUAUGAUGAAGACAGAAUUGCCAAUGUACUUGCUAUGCGCAAGAUGAUUGGUGUUGGAUACCGCAUUACAAUGGAUACUGAUUUUGACAAUGCCUUUGUUGUGCAUUGCGAUGGAAACAGACAGAUGCGAUUUGUGAAUCGUAAGGGUGUGUAUGUGUUGGAGCAACUUGGAGCGGAUGUCGAACCAGGUGCCAAAGAGACAAGUGUGAUGUAUCGUUGCCAGUUAAGCAAGGUUAAUAAACAACCCCAUUUCAAACUUUCUUCAAAACAGAAUGGAUAUGCUGGACUCGGGAUGACCGCAAAGAUGGCAACGGUUCAAAAGAACAAGGAAGGAUUCACUCCAAGACAAGUCAAGGCUGCGAUGGAAGCGAGAAGUGCUAUGCACAUACUCAAUGCUCCAAGCACCAAAAGUCUGAAGUAUGCGAUCCGAUCUGGUCUCAUCAAGAACUGUCCUAUAAAUGAAGAAGCGAUCAAUCAUGCCGAAGCAAUCUUUGGACCUGACGCAUCUACAUUGAAAGGCAAGUCGACAAGACCAACUCCGCUUUCAUGUCAAGAAGAUCAAGUGUGA
Cylindrotheca closterium is the source of this 924-nucleotide messenger RNA. NCBI's taxonomy places the organism in Eukaryota, Bacillariophyta, Bacillariophyceae, Bacillariales, Bacillariaceae. The record is from the annotation of a GenBank genome assembly.